GUAAAGAAGGAAAGUUGAUGGAGGCAAAAGUUGUGUUGGUGAAAAUGAGGGAAGCAGGUUUUGAGCCUGAUAUUGUGGUUUAUAACAAUUUGCUUAAUGGAUAUUCAGUGGCAGGUAAAAUGGUGGAUGCUUUCCAUCUUUUGCAAGAGAUGAGAAGGACUGGUUGCGAGCCAAAUGCAACUUCAUAUACCAUUAUGAUUCAGGCACUUUGUGCUCGAGAAAAGAUGGAAGAGGCGAUUAGAGUAUUUAUGGAUAUGGAGGGCAAUGGGUGUGAAGCUGAUAUUGUUACAUACACCACUUUGAUCAGUGGGUUUUGUAAAUCGGCUCAUGAGAAGAAGGAAGAGCUGGAGGAGUGCCUGGAUCUUAUGAAGGAGAUGAGGAAGAUUAGCGUGUUGCCCGACUCAAGCAUAUACAACACAGUAAUUCGUCUGGCAUGCAAAUUGGGUGAGACUGAAGAUGGUAUGAGACUCAUGAAUGAGUUAGAAGCAAAUGGCAUCAGCCCAGGUGUUGAAACCUUUGUCAUCAUGGUUAAUGGGCUUGUUGAGAAUGAUUGUUUGGUAGAAGCUUGUGAUUACUUCAAUGAAAUGGUAGGAAGAGGCCUUCUAGCUGCUCCACAGUAUGGAAUUCUGAAGGACUUGUUGAAUUCUCUGUUAAGGGCAGAUAAGCUUCAAUUGGCUAAAGAUGUCUGGAGUUGCAUAAUAGCUAAAGGUUGUGAGCUUAAUGUGUAUGCAUGGACAAUCUGGAUUCGUGCUCUCUUCUCAAAUGGGCAUGUGAAGGAUGCUUGCUCUUACUGUUUGGAUAUGAUGGAUGCUGGGGUAAUGCCUCAGCCAGAUACAUUCGCUAAGCUCAUGCAAGGUCUACGGAAGCUGUACAAUAGACAAAUUGUAGAGAUUACAGAGAAGGUAAGGAAAAUGGCGGCAGCGAGACAGAUGACCUUCAAGAUGUACAAAAGACGCGGUGAGAGAGACUUGAAAGAGAAAGCUAAAGCAAAGAAGGAUGGGAGAAAGAGGGGAGCCCCUCGGCGCCAGUGGGGAAGUAGAAAUAGGAAGGCCGAUGCCUUUUGAUUUGAGCAGAGGGCAUUGCUGCAAGCUGGAUCAUUUAUAGCGGCACCAUCCAUCAUAGAAAUGGGAGUUUGGUAAGUUCAUUUGAAACGAAAAAACAAUUCUUCUCUAUGUUUUUAAUGUGUUAAUUAGUUUAAUGAUGUUUUUCUAACGAGAUGUUUGAUCCAUAUAGUUCACUUGUAUUAAGAAAUUCCUUUUUCCAGUACCUCCUAUUUGAUCAUUCUCGUAAUGAUUCGUUUGAGAAUAUUCUGUUUUGAUUUGUUUGGGCAUUUUAUUGAGUCAUCUCACAUUAGUUGUAGGAAAUACAUGAUAGGUCUAUAGGAUGUAGUUAAUAAGUGGAAGGUAGGGGUUUAGUGUAAAUAACUUGGUCCUAUUGACCACAUUGGGCUAAGUCAUGC
Molecule: messenger RNA, 1459 nt
Organism: Sesamum indicum (sesame)
Lineage: Eukaryota; Viridiplantae; Streptophyta; Magnoliopsida; Lamiales; Pedaliaceae
Source: RefSeq, a predicted model, not a curated record